CGAGUUAUAAAUUAUAUCUAAUAUUUGUUCUUUAUCAUUAUUGAAGUAUUCUAUGUAUCGGCUUUUUUCGAGUUUGACUACAUUGAUUUAUCAAUAAAAUGACUUCAAUACCAAGAAAUCAUCAGACUAUACUUGAUCUUGCUUUAACAUUAAAAAACACUAACUUUGAUAUGAAACCAACUGAGAGAACUUUACUAGUAUUGGGAAAUAAAAAUUCGGGUAAAACAACAUUAAUCCACAGGUUUUUUGAUAAAAGCGAAAAGCCAAAACCAACUUUGGCUUUGGAAUACACAUUUGCUAGAAGAUCUGGGAAAAGUUUAGCAAAAGACAUUUGCCAUGUCUGGGAAUUAGGUGGUGAUGCUGUGUUCAAAAACUUGUUGUCCGUCAUAAUAGGUAAAACGGAAGGGCGGUGUUUGAGUAUUGUUUUGGUGUUGGACUUGUCUAAACUUAACACCAUAUGGAACACAUUGGAUAAUUUGCUUGAAGAAGUUUUCAGCCAACUUAAAAGUCUACCCAAAAUUGAAAAUUUCAAUCAAAUUGAUAUCCAGAAUAAUGAUGAUAAACAAUACAUGACACCAUUACAAGUGCCUUUAAUAAUAGUAGGAAGUAAAUAUGACGUAUAUCAAAACUAUGAACCGGCCAAAAAGCGGAUUGUGUGUCAAUCAUUACGCUAUGUAGCACAUACUUAUGGCGCAUCAUUAUUAUUUUAUAGUACUAACGAAGCCAUUCUAGUAAAAAGAGCUAAAGAAGUCUUGUCACAUUACGGGUUUGGAACGUCUUACUCGAAGAAUUAUGUGCAAGAUUCGAACAAACCGCUUUUUAUUCCAGCCGGUACCGACUCAUUUGAUAGUAUAGAUCAAUUAGAUGGUAAUAUACAUUUAAGAUCAAUGCAAAAGUACAAACAUCUAUUUACUACACAUUUUAAGCAGGCUCCACUGGACGCUGAACGUCAUUCCGGGUCUGUUGUCGAAGAUCCGUUGAAUAAUCCGAAUUACGUGGAUCCAGUUGUAGACGAAGCGUUAAAAAAGAAACAGGAGGUUUGUACACAACUUUAUACACUUAAUACUGGUGUAGUAUUGUUAUUGUAG
Molecule: messenger RNA, 1088 nt
Organism: Adelges cooleyi (spruce gall adelgid)
Lineage: Eukaryota; Metazoa; Arthropoda; Insecta; Hemiptera; Adelgidae
Product: cytoplasmic dynein 2 light intermediate chain 1
Exons: 8
Coding region: 99-1088 (329 amino acids)
Biological process (GO): intraciliary transport involved in cilium assembly; intraciliary retrograde transport
Cellular component (GO): cytoplasmic dynein complex; axoneme; ciliary basal body
Molecular function (GO): dynein heavy chain binding
Source: RefSeq, a predicted model, not a curated record